Messenger RNA from Aspergillus welwitschiae, 1899 nucleotides. RefSeq names its product nonhemolytic phospholipases C family protein. The record is from RefSeq and is a predicted model, not a curated record. Gene Ontology annotation, molecular function: hydrolase activity, acting on ester bonds. The transcript has 8 exons. NCBI's taxonomy places the organism in Eukaryota, Fungi, Ascomycota, Eurotiomycetes, Eurotiales, Aspergillaceae. Bases 1 to 1899 code for a protein of 632 amino acids.
AUGUUAUUGCUUGGUUCGACUGCCUUGGCUCUGCUCCUCGGGAGCAGAUCAGUUUCUGCCGGUUCACUGAAGGACAUCAAGCAUGUUGUGAUCUUUAUGCAGGAGAACCGAUCAUGGAAUAGAAAUUCAACUAACCAUGUACAGUAUUUCGGCACAAUGGCAGGCGUACGGGGAUUCAAUGACCCAAACGUGCAGAUCAAUCCAGACGGAUUACCUGUUUGGUACCAACAAGUCGAUCCUGAUAUGUCCAAUGCUACAACGACUCUCCUCCCUUGGUAUUUAGGUUAUAAAGGAGGGAACACGACGGAUGCGAUCCAGUGCAUGGCAGCGGGAGAUAACGGUUACGUGGAUAGCCAUGCUUCGCUCAACGGAGGACUGAACAAUCACUGGGCCAGGAAUAACACGCCUUGGAGUUGGGGAUAUUUUAAGAGAGACGAUAUCCCUGUUCAUUAUGCUAUUGCAGAGGGUUGGACGACCGGUGAUAUGUAUCAAGAGUCCCAAGUCACCUCUACCAACCCGAACCGGGUUACUCUCGUGAGCGGCUCCGUGAACGUGCCUGGCGGCCCUCAAAAGCCUGAUCAAGGCGGCGUUUAUAUCGACAACAACGUAACACCUGGGUGCGAUAGCUAUCAUAUCAAUUGCUAUCCCCUCAAGUGGAAAACGAUAUUUGAAGUCUACGAAGAGGCAGGCGUCUCCUGGCAGAUAUACCAGGAUAAAGACAACUUUGACGACAACCCCUUGGCCCGGUUUGAGCAGUACCAGAACGCUUCAUCGUCGUCACCGCUCGUAGAGAAAGGCAUGGCGUUUUUGGGAUUGGAAACAUUUUACAAAGCGGCUGCCAACGGGACCCUCCCGGAGAUCAGCUUUAUUGUCGGGCCCGCGGAAUUAUCAGAACACCCGCCCUAUAUGCCCAAGGACGGUGCCUGGCUACAGAAGAAGGUUGUGGAUGCUGUGACAAGUAGUCCUGAAUAUUCAUCCACGCUGCUAAUGAUAAGCUACGACGAAUCUGGUGGUUACGGAGACCAUGUCAUUCCUUUCCACUCACCAGAAGGUACACCGGGUGAGUGGAUGGAGGAUCCUUAUGGCGUAUUUGGAAAACUAUGUGUUGGACCUGGUCUUCGGGUGCCUUUCUAUAUGGUCUCCCCAUGGACCCGUGGCAACCGUGUUUUCACUGAGAGGGCGGAUCAUAACUCCCAGAUUCUAUUCUUGGAGCAGUGGCUUACGGCAAGGGGCUAUGAGAAUGUGCAGACUCCAGAAAUGGUCCACUGGCGUCGGGAACACAUGUCCAACCUCGUCAAUGCACUGGAUCUAGACCAUCCCGACAUUAGUCUUCCAAAAUUGCCAGAAGCUGAAGAGCCUGAGAUGUCUUCAGGUUCUUACGUCGGCACAUCCAAUUGCGAAGCAACAUUUUCAGAGCCCCGUCCUCCUGUGCCAUACGGGAAGCAGAAUGUGACAGAGUCAUUGUUCUUUGAGGACGGAUACAAAGAGGUUGUCGGCUACCUGACUGAGGGACGGUACCUUGUUUUCGAGAAGUCUGGGUAUGCGCUUACCAAUACCGGAAACACAACCAGAUUAAGCAGCAGCGCAGCGCGUUCAGAUCACAGUGGUAAGAAGCAACGAUGGGUCAUCCAUUAUUCCAGCGGCGAAGAGAGCCAGAUUUUCAAAAUCUCCAGUGCCCUGGACGGUAAGUGGCUUGGCCCACACGGAAGUUUGCUGCCAGCUGGUCGCCGAGGCGAUGCUGCAGAAGUGAAGAUCACCUUCCUUGGAAAUCGUCACGGAUAUGGUCUGCAGUAUGUCAACUCAACUGUUAUCAAAAUGAGCGGCCAAGGAGAUUUGCAGAUGAACUCUACAAAACACUCCCGGGAUGGCUACAAGGUGUGGAGUGUCACCUACCACUAA